UAAGUUCAUAUUAUAUGUAAUAAUAAGUCAGAGAGACUAAAGCAAGUUUAGCAAAGGAUUAAUUCAAGUGGAGGUGGUCAUGGCGGAGGAGUUUCUUCAGGCGGGGAUCUGUGGCGGGACAUGGUGGAUGAUGAAUCCGUCAAAGGGUAUGUUUGGCGGAUGUUCUUCGCCAAUUGGUGAUGUUGGGAGCUUCGGAUGGGGAGCUGAUGUGGUGGACAUCAAGCAAAGUUCCGCUUGUGAGGAGUCUAAUAUUACUUCGGUUUCCGAUAGCUCCAUGGCUUUUCCAAGUUGUCAGAAGCCGGAUUCAGACAGCAGUGGUGGUGAUAAUGUUUUUAUUGAUUCCACCUUGCCAAUAAUGGGUUUUGGUCUUUCUUCUUCAACAACAUCGGAUUGGAACCCAUCUUUGCUCCGUGCUAAUGGAAGAGCUGAGAAAUAUUACAAUUCAACGAUUCAUGAAGAAAUGAAUCCGAGGUUGAAUUGCCACCAAGAAACAGUCAUGGACUCUUCACAAAUCAACAAGGACUGGAGUCCCGGAGAUAAUUAUUCCUCCACAACCGAUUUUCUUCUAGAUCAACCGAGGAUGAAUUCCAUAACCAGCUCCGGCAGCAGAACCACCGGAUUUCCGGUAGAUUCGGCUUCUUCUGUACUGCUGCAGAGUUUGUUUGAACCCGAUCAUCCUCAACCACAGCAGCAGCUUUUCAACAACCAGUCAAUGAACUACAUGUCUAAUGAUCAGUUAUCGCCUUCUUGGCCUAAACUUCAGCCUUCCUUGUUUAGAACAUCUUUGCCAAAGCAGCAACUGGCUGCAGCCGCUGGCGGCCUUCAAUUCUCCAACAAUACAACCUUUUGGAACACAGGUACCGCCGCCCUAAACAACGGUAGAACCAACUUUUUGCCUUCAUCACAACCACAGUUUCUCGUACCAACAUUUGAGGAGAAACUCAGUUGCUCCACCCUCACGACCAAGACUGAAGAAGUUCGAGAAUUGGGGAUGAUGAAGAAAGGAAGAACUGAACCUGUAAUUAAAAGGCCUAGAAUUGAACCGCCACCACCUUUAACAACUUUUAAGGUUCGCAAAGAGAAGCUAGGGGACCGAAUCACUGCCCUCCAGCAAUUGGUUUCGCCUUUUGGGAAGACCGAUACUGCAUCUGUUCUGCACGAAGCCAUUGAAUACAUCAAGUUCCUCCAUGAUCAAGUCAAUGCUUUAAGCACUCCAUACAUGAAGCAAGCAUCUCCUAUUCAACAUCAACAGAGUACUGAGAAAUUGAAGGAUCUAGAACAAGAUUUGAGAAGUCGAGGACUAUGUUUGGUGCCCAUAUCAAGCACAUUCCCAGUUGCUAAUGAGACCACAGCUGAUUUUUGGACGCUAACUUUCGGGGGACUUUCAGGUAGAUGAGAAACAAAGAAUGGAACAAAAAGAGGAAUUCUGAAGCACUGUAGUAGUACAUUAUUAAUAAUGUCAAACCUGCCAAGGCCGAGUGGGGAGAAGUUAACUUUAAUUUAGAGUUCAAAAAGGAUAUAAUGCAAACUUAGAAGCUGCAUUGCUGUGCUGAGCCUUUCUCCAUGAAAAGCUGAAUAAAGAAAACAAAGAAAAGGAGAGAAGAAUGAAAAGGGAGGGGACCCUACAAAGGAUGGACAGUUAGUGCUGGGCCAGCUGCUGCAAGCAGAUGAAUGAUGUAGGCUAGCAAAACGAUAAGAAUCCUGGAAGAAAAAGGAGUAUAGUUUUUUUCAGUCCGGACUAAGAAAAAAAAGCCAGUUCGAUCAAACCACAUUCCUAACAUGUGAUUCUUCCUUCCCUUGUCCCUCUGAUAGUUGGCUGUGGUUUGAUCGGACUGGUAUUUUAUUUGCCAGUCUAGAUUGAAAAAGAAAAACAUAAGUUUUACAAUUAUUAAUAGUUUUAGUUUAUAAAUCAAGAAUUAAGUGGUUUUUCCCUCUUGCUGAUGUUGUUUAGAAGCUGAAUUUAUCAGAAAUAUGGUUUGUUCUUGUUGAUGUACUAUGGUUCAAAAAAGGAAAAAAAGAAAGAGGAAGAGAUUGUUAUUGUACUUUGAAUUGCUUGGUUUGAGUGCUAGGAAUGAGUGGAGCUCGUUUGUCUGGGUAUUUAACUUUUUCUUUUGUUUAUUAUAUAGUUGGAAUGUGCCCUACAUAUGGUGGAAUUUUAGAGCGGUCCACUACUGUUCCAGCUUUUAGGGUUUGGGUUAUAAUAUUUAAUUUUAUGGUUCUUUCAGGAAGAAUUGACAUCUUUUGAAAAGAUUUCCUAGCAUAAGAACGGUAUAGAUUGUCUAGGUUUCAUGACUAUGAAUAACACGUGUUUUUUUGU
Molecule: messenger RNA, 2317 nt
Organism: Rubroshorea leprosula
Lineage: Eukaryota; Viridiplantae; Streptophyta; Magnoliopsida; Malvales; Dipterocarpaceae
Source: the annotation of a GenBank genome assembly